Molecule: messenger RNA, 1092 nt
Organism: Symbiodinium natans
Lineage: Eukaryota; Dinophyceae; Suessiales; Symbiodiniaceae
Source: the annotation of a GenBank genome assembly
AUGAUCAACAUUGUGAAGGAGCCACGGCUUUCGGUCUCCACCUGUUGUUUGGCGCCGUCUGUCCGACGUCCCGCUGACGUCGAUACUUGCAGCUGGUCCGGUCGCCGUGGCCACUCCUUGUACAUCGUCGCCAGUGCUUUUGCCGGCUCAGGCCAGGGUGUUGGUGCAAACGAACGCCUGGUCGCCACCACGCGUAGCAAAGGCACAAGGAGGUGCCCAGGAAGUGCCAGACCCAGUGUGCGGAGGUACGUGGCUGCUGGACACAGGUAUGGCAUCGAGGAGAUCGAGGGCAAGGGACUUGGAAUUAUUGCAAACCAGAACCUGGAGGCUGGCGAUCUAGUCUUCGCUGAGACGCCUCAGUUGACAUUCGAGACGGACUCAAAUCAGGCCAUACAGCAAGUGAAAGGGAAGUUUGCAGCGCUUCCGUCAAAGAUGCAAGAUGAGAUUAUGGGUUUGGCAGAUGCCUGGUCCUCACGUGGCCGCAAGACACUCCGUGGCAUCAUCGAGACAAACGGCAUAGAGUGUGAGCCUGCGGGCCAGAGCAUCAGCAGGAAGGCAAUAUUCCUCAAUUUGAGUCGACUAAACCACUCCUGCAAUGCCAAUUGCGACUACAGCUGGAACGAGCGGGACCAGCGAAUGGAAGUUUAUGCUCAGACGGCCAUAUGCGAAGGUGAGGAGCUUAGCAUCUCCUACAUUGACAUUCGGGAGCCCCGGCAGGUGCGCCAGCAGAUGUUGCAGGACAACUGGCAGUUUCGGUGCAGCUGCAGUGUGUGUUCUAUGCGCAUGCACGCUGCCAGCGACAAGAGAAGACUUCGAAUCGGAGAGCUCUCCGCCUUGUUGUACUCCAGCAGAAGUUCGACGAAGAAGUUUCGCAUAGCCAAAAGGUUGCUAAGGCUCUACAAGGAGGAGAAUUUCGCAGUGAAGAGCUACAACCUGGAGGCCUGCAAGUUUGGCUAUGAUGCUGCGCUGGAACUCGAUGACUUCGAAGCCGCGCCACGAUUCGCCCAGCUCGGCCUCAGAUGCGCUUUAAUUUGUCAUGGGCGUGACCAUGAGACUACCAAGGAGCAUCAUGGAAAUCGAGCGUCUUUUUGA